This is a messenger RNA of Knipowitschia caucasica, 2754 nucleotides long. The record is from the annotation of a GenBank genome assembly. Lineage: Eukaryota; Metazoa; Chordata; Actinopteri; Gobiiformes; Gobiidae.
AUGUUUGCUGGAAAAGUUGAUGAGGCCCCUCCCCCUGGGUACACCCCUCUCACACAGGACCCUCACAGCCUCAGUCUGCAUCAGGGGAUUACAUCGUCUAACAAUCGUCUAACAAUCACUGGACACUCGCUGGAUUUGUGCUUCUGCCAUUACAGACCUGCCCUGAUCCAACCAAAACUCGGCCACAGCACCAUGAGCCAGUACAGCGUGACCCUGAUCGGACCUGCUCCCUGGGGCUUCCGACUGCAGGGAGGGAAAGACUUCAACAUGCCCCUCGCCAUCUCCAGGCUUACAGACGGGGGUAAAGCGUCCAAAGGAGGCGUUGCCGUGGGCGACCUGGUCUUGUUCAUCGACGGCAUCUCCACUGACGGCAUGAACCACCUGGAGGCGCAGAACAAGAUCAAGAACUGCAGCGGAAACCUCCAGCUCAACCUGCAGAAGGCUCCUACUGUUCCCAAACCCCCGCCGGUCGCCCCAAAGGACGACAUCAUCAGACCCGUGGCUCUGACUCAGCCCCUCCCCCUUCUCCCCCGGGACAGUCCGACUCCUGGCCCACCACCGCCCAUCCCCUCGGCCUUGUCAGCCUUCACCCCGCCAAGCCCCUCCCCCGCAGUAUGCCCCGCCCACCCGUCCGUCUACAACUCCCCCAUCCUUCUGUACUCUGCCCAGAACGCCUGUGAGGUGGCCCUGGGGCAGAGGCGGGGGCUGGGGGAUGUAGGGGGUGGACCUCGUGGCCUGGGGGAGAAAAGGGGUGGAGCUUUGGGGCACGGGGAAACACUGGGCGGAGCUUUGGCUAACGGUGUAUUUAUCCACUUCCGCUGCUCCUUGCUCUGUCUGCUCUGUACAAUCCACAGUAACAUUUUGAAGCCUCCACAUUUCUCCUCUGUUCCUCCUCCUCUGCAGACGGGAGCAGCUCGAGCCGUCGCAAAUGGACCUCAAAGUAUUAUGAAGAAAGCUCAGGCUCCCAGAGCACCUCGUAAACACAUCGUGGACACAGACAUUCACUUCUACCACGUCCCCACGCACGCCGACGCCAGCCGCAAGCGCAUCACUGAGGACACCGAGGACUGGAGACCACGCACCGGAACCACCCAGUCCAGGUCCUUCAAGAUCCUGGCCCAGAUCACCGGCACCGAGAACCCUCAACCUGAAGAGACGGACUCAGCCAAGAAGACAAACGUGAACAAGAGCGCCACCCGGCUGCAGGUGGGGCCUAAGUACCACGAGCUGAGGGACUGGCACCACGGCGUGUCUGCGCGUACGCUCAAUGUGCACAACGAGGGGGUGGAGUCUGCGGUGGACGGUCACAACUUUGCAGUGGUGAAAACCAUGAUGAAGGGUCCGAUACAAGGUAUCGGAGCGCAGUCGGGUUUGGUGACUCCCUCUUUCCGGUUGAAGGACAGCGGAGCACCCAAAGGCCCCGUCCCCUUCAGAGCCCUCCCCCAGCCACACCCAAAGGACCAGGACACGCUGGUGCAGAUGGCAGAGCACUACCCAGGAGGCACCAGGACCCCAAUGUGUGCCCACUGCAGCAUGGUCAUCAGGGGUCCGUUCCUGGUGGCCAUGGGGCGGUCGUGGCACAAAGAGGAGUUCACCUGUGCCCACUGCAGCUCGUCUCUGGCUGACCUGGGCUUUGUGGAGGAGCAGGGCUGUGUUUACUGUGAACACUGCUACGAGGAAUUCUUUGCCCCCACGUGCAGCCGCUGCAGAACCAAGAUCAUGGGGGAGGUGAUGAACGCCCUGAAGCAGACGUGGCAUGUCUACUGCUUCCUGUGUGCCUUCUGUCAGCAGCCAAUCAGAAACAAAAGCUUCCACAUGGAGGACGGGGAGCCGUACUGCGAGACAGACUUCUACAGUCUGUUCGGAACGGGCUGUCACGGCUGCGAGUUUCCCAUCGAGGCGGGGGACCGGUUCCUGGAGGCUCUGGGCUUCACCUGGCACGACACCUGCUUCGUCUGUGCGGUUUGCUGCACGACUCUGGAGGGACAGAAGUUUUUCUCUAAAAAGGACAAACCUCUGUGUAUCGGAGCGCAGUCGGGUUUGGUGACUCCCUCUUUCCGGUUGAAGGACAGCGGAGCACCCAAAGGCCCCGUCCCCUUCAGAGCCCUCCCCCAGCCACACCCAAAGGACCAGGACACGCUGGUGCAGAUGGCAGAGCACUACCCAGGAGGCACCAGGACCCCAAUGUGUGCCCACUGCAGCAUGGUCAUCAGGGGUCCGUUCCUGGUGGCCAUGGGGCGGUCGUGGCACAAAGAGGAGUUCACCUGUGCCCACUGCAGCUCGUCUCUGGCUGACCUGGGCUUUGUGGAGGAGCAGGGCUGUGUUUACUGUGAACACUGCUACGAGGAAUUCUUUGCCCCCACGUGCAGCCGCUGCAGAACCAAGAUCAUGGGGGAGGUGAUGAACGCCCUGAAGCAGACGUGGCAUGUCUACUGCUUCCUGUGUGCCUUCUGUCAGCAGCCAAUCAGAAACAAAAGCUUCCACAUGGAGGACGGGGAGCCGUACUGCGAGACAGGUCUGAACCAGGUCGGAACCAGGUCGGAACCAGACUUCUACAGUCUGUUCGGAACGGGCUGUCACGGCUGCGAGUUUCCCAUCGAGGCGGGGGACCGGUUCCUGGAGGCUCUGGGCUUCACCUGGCACGACACCUGCUUCGUCUGUGCGGUUUGCUGCACGACUCUGGAGGGACAGAAGUUUUUCUCUAAAAAGGACAAACCUCUGUGUAAGAAGCACGCGCAGACACUUAAGAUCUGA